GACAUGGAGAAGAUAAACAGAGCAGUAGCUCAGUCGCUGUUGACGUUGUGUCCAUCUGAGUUGGGCGUGUUUCUGUUCGCGGAACACUGCGGCGCGUGCCCUCUUUAUUAAAUUAACCUGCAUUUUAUCGAAGCCACAUUCCUCAGGGGAAAGCUAAUGGUCUUGACAACAUGGACAGUGGCCUGAGUCCCCAGGAUAAAAAGGACUUGGACAAGUUCAUUAAGUUCUUUGCCUUGAAGACUGUCCAGGUGAUUGUCCAAGCUCGUCUUGGAGAGAAGAUCGGCACUCGCUCGUCCUCAUCGCCUACUGGCUCUGAUUGGUUUAAUUUGGCCAUCAAAGACAUCCCAGAAGUGACUCAUGAAGCCAAGAAGGCACUGGCUGGCCAACUUCCAGGCAUCGGGCGCUCCAUGUGUGUCGAGAUCUCCCUCAAGACGUCAGAGGGAGACUCAAUGGAGUUGGAGACUUGGUGCCUGGAAAUGAAUGAAAAGUGCGAUAAGGACAUCAAGGUGUCGUAUACAGUCUACAACCGUCUGUCUGUCCUUCUGAAGUCUCUGCUGGCCAUCACCAGAGUAACGCCCGCCUAUAAACUAUCCAGAAAGCAGGGCCACGACUAUGUCAUAUUAUACAGGAUUUACUUUGGGGAAGUCCAGCUCAAUGGAUUGGGAGAAGGUUUUCAGAUGGUGCGAGUCGGCGUCGUCGGCACCCCAGUUGGCACGGUCACACUUACGUGUGCUUACCGCACCAACCUGGCUUUCAUGUCCAACAGACAGUUUGAGCGGUCGGCUCCGAUCAUGGGGAUCAUCGUGGAUCACUUUGUGGACCCCCCCGGCGGCGGCCCGAGGCCCGUGAACAUGGGGCAUCCCUGCAACUACAGAGCUCCAGAUGAAGAUGACGGAGGACAAUAUGCAGGGGUUCAAGAUUCACAGGAGGUCUGCACCACCUCCUUCUCCACCUCCCCUCCCUCACAGUGUGUGUGUACACUGAGUCCUUCGCCCUCUAAACUGUCUAAGCCCCUCCCUCUGGACAGUCUGCCGCUUCCACUGGCUCCUGGACUUGUCACUCACACUCUGUAUGCUUCCAGGUUGUCAUAUCAUCCUCCAGCUUUCGCAGGAGCUGCUGAGCUCUGUCACCCUGCUGCAAACCAGGUGUUGCAUGCUGGGAAGGAUCAUGGAGGGGUGGUGCCGGUUCCUGGCCAGCCUCCUCAUGGAGCCGACGCUCAUCCGACGGCGGAGAACGCUGCCAACACACCUGGCAGCAGCGGCGAGGAUGACGGCCUGACGCACAGCGGAGAGAGGAGGAGGAGGAGGAGGCGGGACGAAGGGCGGAGGAGCGCUUCGCCCUCGGACCCUGUGGUGUCUCUCAACGCAUUCACCAGGAAGAUCGGCGCCUUUGUCAAUAAACCCAACGCACCGGUAACAGCAUCCAGUCUGGACCUGCCAUUUGCUGCAUUUGCUCCUCGAGGUUUGGACUUGGAGGAGAAUGAUCCCAUGGUGCAGCCUCCAGACUCCCCCACCUGCCCCUCACCCCUGCAGGCCAGCCUCCAUUCUCAGGGCUCCGAGGGAUCGGGGCAGCAGGAUGACUUCGUCAUGGUCGACUUUCGUCCGGCCUUCUCUAAAGACGACUUGUUGCCGAUGGAUCUGGGCACUUUCUACAGAGAGUUUCAAAACCCCCCUCAACUGGCCAGCCUCUCGCUCCACAUCAGCGCUCAGUCGAUGGCCGACGACCUGGACUCGCUGCCAGAGAAACUGGCGGUUUAUGAGAAAAACAUCGACGAGUUUGACGCCUUUGUGGACAUGCUCCAGUAGAAGAGGACGGCAUGUGAGAAAGGACUAAAUGGGAUGGUGGCAAAUGAAAGGGAGAAGCAGACCGGAGGCUCUGUAGUCGUUUUUGUCCCCAUCGCUCAGACUAAAAAAAAAAAUCACUUGUUUUAAUGUGAAGCUCCUCAUUUCUGACAUUUUCCUCUCCCACCUUCCCGUCAGGCACGCUCCCCUCGCUUGUACAGAUCCCUGUAAAUAUUAUAUUAUCUCCUCGGACACCCCUCCUCUGGUCGUGUAGUGUUCAUUUAAAAAAAAAAAACAACUUUAUUUUCUAUGUGGCACAAAUCUGCUCACACCGACCGCGUUUAAAUCAGGAUUAAAACCGAUCGCCAGCUGUGUAAUUCUAGGACAGACUAACAUGCACUCAGUUUGUUAAACUAGAUCACCGUCAUUGAUCCACCCUCCUCUAAACACUACUCCUCCUCUGAAGGUUCCCCCCCUACAUCAUGGCCUUUCUGAUCACACGGUGGGACUCAAACCAGUUCCCUUUAAAAGCUGGUUCUUGGCAGGUAAAUUGCACUUCGCCAGAUGUGUCGUAAUUAAGAGAUGACCUGCUUUGCAAGUAUCACAAGUGACAGUCUCGUGUGGGAAACAGUCGAUUUGGGCCGUGGGUCAGUUGCCCUAGCUGGUCUGGGGAGUCAAACGGCCCCAAUUUAAAGUGAAAUCACGUCAUACUGAAGCAACUAGUUGAAGUGCAUUGGUUCCAGCUACCUAAUAGACUGAGUGUAUCAACUACAGGCUGUACUACAUGCAUAUGUAUUUUAUGUAGGGUUUUUUGUAAAACAUUUCCAUCUGUCUACACAAGAGGCCGACGUCACCAUCCAUGACCGUUGGUGUUUGGUUGAAAGCUUUAAUUUAAACUUUUCUUUGCUCUUGUCCUAAUAAAGCAUGGCUGCUCUGUUGAA
Messenger RNA from Cyclopterus lumpus (lumpfish), 2722 nucleotides. It is a transcript of the gene atg13, whose product is annotated as ATG13 autophagy related 13 homolog (S. cerevisiae). The record is from RefSeq and is a predicted model, not a curated record. Lineage: Eukaryota; Metazoa; Chordata; Actinopteri; Perciformes; Cyclopteridae. Gene Ontology annotation, cellular component: cytosol; phagophore assembly site; extrinsic component of membrane. The coding region runs from base 171 to 1805 and encodes 544 amino acids. Gene Ontology annotation, biological process: piecemeal microautophagy of the nucleus; mitophagy; autophagosome assembly. The transcript is spliced from 18 exons.